Molecule: messenger RNA, 516 nt
Organism: Letharia lupina
Lineage: Eukaryota; Fungi; Ascomycota; Lecanoromycetes; Lecanorales; Parmeliaceae
Exons: 2
Coding region: 1-516 (171 amino acids)
Biological process (GO): secondary metabolite biosynthetic process
Molecular function (GO): oxidoreductase activity, acting on CH-OH group of donors; flavin adenine dinucleotide binding
Source: RefSeq, a predicted model, not a curated record
AUGGACGUUCUCAUAACCUGCUUGGACAACGUCACCGUCGGCACCGCCGAAUACAACGUGACCUCUGACGCCGACAUCCUUGCCUUUAUCCAAGCCAGCCUAACGACCAUCUACCACGCCGCCGCGACCUGCAAGAUGGGCAGCUCCAACGACAGCAUGGCUGUGCUAGACAGCCAAGCACGCGUCUACGGGACGCAGAAUCUGCGCGUCGUGGACGCCAGCUCAUUUCCAUUCCUCCCACUGGGGCAUCCUCAGUCUACUGUUUAUGCGCUGGCUGAAAAGAUCGCGGCCGAUAUCCUGGGCGCUAGUGCACCACCGCCGGGCUACUCGAUGACGGGCUAUGCGCAAGACGUAGCGCAGGAACAAACUCGUUUGCAGACUCUGACGAACAGUAGCAAUCAGGUUUCAGCUCAGCAGGAAAGUGGCGCCGCUUUGAAUUUUCCUUCGCGUACCUCAGUAGUGGUAUUCGUUGCUCUCUACGCAGUCUCGUUGACUUGGUUCACAUGUUGUUUCUAA